GCCGUGUAAGCGACAGACUCGGUACCUGAUGAUGCGUUCAUGUGUGAUGAGUUAUUAUACGAAUUUUAGAGACGCGAAUAACUGUAAUAGGAAAUAGAUUAGAAUAGCGGUCAGUUCUGCGAAUAUUGCGGAAAUAUUGUGGAUCCUCAACAAGAGACGUGACCUGCGAGGCCUGCGCGUCGACCGCUGCAAUAUUUCACAAUGCACGCGUCAGAUAUUCCGCUGCUGUGACCCGCGCAUCUCUCUCUCUCUCUCUCUGCGUGAAUCUACUGACAUGUUAAAGGAUUUAUAACUCAGAGUCACAAUGAAGGAGAAGUCAAAGACGGCGGCGAGGACUCGACGGGAGAAGGAAAACAGCGAGUUUUACGAGCUCGCCAAAAUGUUGCCGUUACCAUCGGCCAUAACGUCACAGCUGGACAAAGCGUCAAUCAUCCGAUUGACCAGCAGCUACCUGAAGAUGCGCCUGGUGUUCCCACAAGGUUUGGGUGAGAGCUGGGGUCAUGCGGCUCGAGGCAGAUCUUUAGAUAAUAACACAAACCAUGAUCUGGGAUCUCAUCUACUUCAGGUAAUAUUCAACAAGACGCUUCAGACAUUGGACGGAUUUAUAUUCGUGGUUGCAGCAGAUGGGAAGAUCAUGUAUAUUUCUGAGACUGCGUCAGUCCAUCUCGGCCUAUCACAGGUAGAGUUAACUGGAAACAGUAUUUAUGAAUAUGUUCAUCCAGCUGACCAUGAUGAGAUGGCUGCGGUUCUUACACCACAACCCUCAUAUCACUCACACUUCAUACAAGAAUAUGAAGUGGAGAGGUCGUUCUUCCUUAGAAUGAAAUGUGUCUUGGCUAAACGAAACGCAGGUCUGACAAGUGGAGGUUAUAAGGUCAUUCACUGUAGCGGUUACCUGAAGAUCAGGCAGUUCAGUCUGGACUCCUCUCCGUUCGAUGGCUGCUAUCAGAAUGUGGGUCUGGUGGCCGUCGGACACACGUUGCCUCCCAGUGCUGUCACCGAGAUUAAACUGCACAGCAACAUGUUUAUGUUCCGGGCCAGCCUCGACAUGAAGCUCAUUUUCCUGGACUCAAGGGUUUCAGAGCUCACAGGAUAUGAACCACAGGACCUGAUUGAGAAGACCCUGUAUCAUCAUGUACACAGCUGUGACAUGUUUCACCUACGCUGUGCUCAUCACCUGUUGCUUGUUAAAGGUCAGGUGACCACUAAAUAUUACAGAUUCCUCUCUAAACGUGGCGGCUGGGUUUGGGUUCAGAGUUACGCAACAAUCGUGCACAACAGUCGCUCGUCCAGGCCGCACUGCAUUGUCAGCGUCAACUACGUCCUCACGGACACAGAAUAUAAGGGAAUGGUGCUGUCUCUGGACCAGUUGAAUCCCAGUAAACCUGCAUUCCUGUACAGUAACCAUAAUGAAAGAGAUGAGAAACUGAUGGACAGAAGUUCAGUGACAAACACUAGGAGUAAAAUCCUGGUUUCUCCUUAUCCACAGUUCCCGGCCUUCCACCCUGAUCGCUCCGAGUCCGACCACGACAGCCAAUGGGGUGGCAGCCCUCUGACAGACUCCACCUCUCCACAGCGACUGGAUCAGAGCGAGGCCUCAGAAUCAGCGUGCGCUUACAGACGCUUUGCCGAGUGUUACAGUCUCUCUCAGAGUGACAUGAUGACAUCAGCACAAACACCGUGUGACCCGUCUACCGUCCGCUGUCAGGGUGGACGUUAUGUGCUGGGCGUAAGAGAUCAGAUUGGGCGAGAGGGCUGGUGGGAAACCGCACGUUCUGUCCCAUCUCUUACAAAAGCAGCCCAACAAAACGGAGGAGAGUUUGAAUGCAGAGCGUUUCAUCAUUCACAAGCUCACUGGGACGACGAGCAUGCGGUCAGUUCUCCAGGAGCAGGGUCAUCGGGAGAUUCUGGAGACAGUUGCCAUGACAACAGGCCGUUUCAAUCCAGCCCGCAGGAGACCUCCACCAGAAGCAAACAGGAGGUGAUUAAGGUGGAGGACAUAGAGUCGAGCGCUUACUCCUCUGUUCUCUUCACAUCUAUACCCGGUGUGGUCCGUCAUACACCCGGGACCCUAAUCCUGUGUAGAGAUGCCAUGGCAACGGGUUCCCAUGACGACAAGGACGGAAGUCCAGCGUCUCUCUCUGGCCUAAGCAGCCCGGGAUCAGACAGACCAUCCCACCCGACAAACGACUACCGGCGGCCACCGUCCGUCUCUCCUCGCAUCCAGGCCCAGAGCACCUCGCUGCUUUAUCCUCCCCAGGACAGAGAGGCCAUCAGCGGACACGGACACUCAGCAUGUCCCCUCGCUGGAGGAAACCUGGAGUCACAGAACAGAGCCAGAGGUUUAGGGGGUUUUCCUCCUCAUUACGACGUGAACUCGAAUGUACAUUUACAAACAAACGGCACACACGCACACAACAGCACAUCAGUUAUCAUCACACACAGCAGCUGACUCCAGCACCCGGAGAACACAAACAAUAUAUGAAGCUGGAACACUGGACUCAUGUAUGGAUGUUUGUCCUUUCUGUUUUAUUUUCGCAACACUUAUGAAACGCAUCCAAAAUAUUUUGCAUGAAUAAAAUGUCUUUUUGCAUAGCAACAGCAUUUUCUUUACUCUACCACAAUCAUCACUGAAAUCACAGAUAUUACAGUAAAACUAUAAAGUGUAAGAUUCUUCUGAUCGUGUGAUUUUCUAAAGGAUCUCUAUACAGGGAGCUCUCAUCUGUUUACUGUGUCAUUAUGAACAAAAAAUGCUUUGAUUUCUUCCCUUCAAACCUGUACCG
Messenger RNA from Paramisgurnus dabryanus, 2783 nucleotides. The record is from RefSeq and is a predicted model, not a curated record. Lineage: Eukaryota; Metazoa; Chordata; Actinopteri; Cypriniformes; Cobitidae.